This is a messenger RNA of Enhydra lutris kenyoni (northern sea otter), 4170 nucleotides long. It is a transcript of the gene DECR1, whose product is annotated as 2,4-dienoyl-CoA reductase 1. The record is from RefSeq and is a predicted model, not a curated record. The coding region runs from base 1283 to 2287 and encodes 334 amino acids. Gene Ontology annotation, molecular function: 2,4-dienoyl-CoA reductase (NADPH) activity. Gene Ontology annotation, biological process: fatty acid beta-oxidation. Lineage: Eukaryota; Metazoa; Chordata; Mammalia; Carnivora; Mustelidae. The transcript is spliced from 10 exons. Gene Ontology annotation, cellular component: mitochondrion.
CUCUUCUCCAGUUUGAAAAACAAGAGUAAAGACAGAGGCCAAAGUAUCACUUACUACCAUUCCACCUGAGAGCCAGCUGGCCCCGCUAACUGGACUUCCUGAAUUAGGCAAACUUGCUGCCUCAAGGACAGUAGAAUUGUUCUCUGAAGGCAGCUAAAUCUCAGGAGGAAGGCUUAAGAACUACUCAGGCCCAACUAUUCUGUCAAAGUCUACCAGUCAGAUAAACUAUCUCCGGAGACCAGGAAACUAAGGGUGUGGGAAGAAGCCUAGAGUUACACUAACUGAGCUCCCCUGAUGUGAAGGACUCAUCGGGAUUGGGGAAGAAGCAUUUCCCACUCCCAAAGGGAGGGGUGUACAGUUUUAUGGAAUAUAUUUUGGGGUACGUAUCUAGACUGAGACCUGAAGGAUGAAUUGGGAGUUAUCCAAGGGGAGGAAUAUGAGUAAGAAGGUUCUACAUGGGAGAGUGGUCUGUGUGAAAAGCCAGGCUAAAGUGUAUAGGUAGAGAAUAGGGAGACAGGUGGGGAGACUAAUGAGCAGAAGCCACUGAGCAGCCAGUGGGCCACAUUGAAGAGUGAGAGCUUUGGCCUGAUAGCAUGGGAGUGAAGGUAAAAAUAGAGGCAUGUAGUCAAAUCUGGGUACUCCUCUCUCUGUGGUGGCCUCCCAUAGGGAAUGGCUGUGGAUGCAAAGAAACUCAAAGUCAAAUGAUACUUAAGAGGUAAAUUGAGAGGCCUUGGUGAUUGGUUGGUGGUGGGGUGAGGAAGGAAGAUUGGGCCAUAUUGAGGGGCUAUAAUACCAUCACAAUUGUGAGCAGGGAAGUAGUAAUCAGGUAAGACUUGACAUAGGGAGACUACAAGUCCAAACAAAAAUGAUAAGGAGUCUGUACUAAGGGCAGCAUUAGAGCUAUUUAGGAUAAAACAAACUGGACUUUGUGGUUUGGAUGUGCGGUAUGAGAUGAAGCCCAGAUUUCUGUCUUUGGCUCUUGAGCUAAGGGCCAUGCCAUUGAGAGAGGGCACUUACCAGGGGGAACUGGUUACAGGAAUGGAGAUGAGAACGUUAGUUCUGUCUGGGAGCAUUAGGAAAGGCCGAAGAACUCUUAGAACUACCUUUGAAUGAUGAAUGUUGAGUGAUGUGGGGAUUGAAUUGGUAGGAUAAGGAGGUAGGAAACAAUUUAUGUUUGGAGAACCCUGAGUAUUUUGUUUUCUUGAGUGCAGAUUUCAAGGGAGUAAAGCAGAGGGAAAAGAGGCUGGAGAGAUGGAUAAGAGCCAAGUGACAAGGAAUUGACAUGCUGCGUGAAGCAAAGGAAUCUGGAAUUUAUGCAGCUACCAGGGAGCCACAGAUCAAUCUUAAGUUUUUCAGUUAUGGAACAAAAAUACUGUAUCAAAACAAUGAAGCUUUUCAGUCUAAAUUCUUCCAACCCCUUCAAAAAGCCAUGCUACCACCUAAUAGUUUUCAAGGAAAAGUGGCGUUUCUUACUGGGGGAGGUACUGGCCUUGGUAAAGGAAUGACCACUUUUCUGUCCAGCCUGGGAGCUCAGUGUGUGAUAGCCAGCCGGAAGAUUGAUGUUUUAAAAGAGACUGCAGAACAAAUUUCUUCUCAAACUGGAAAUAAGGUUCAUGCGCUUCAGUGUGAUGUGAGGAAUCCUGAAAUGGUGCAAAACACUGUGUCAGAAUUGAUCAGAGUUGCAGGACAUCCUGAUAUUGUGAUAAACAAUGCGGCAGGGAAUUUUAUUUCUCCCACCGAAAGACUCUCUCCUAAUGCUUGGAAGACCAUAACUGACAUAGUUCUAAAUGGUACUGCCUAUGUGACACUAGAAAUUGGAAAGCAACUAAUUAAAGCACAGAAAGGAGCAGUAUUUCUUUCUAUUACAACCAUCUAUGCUGAAAGUGGGUCAGGUUUUGUAGUACCAAGUGCUUCUGCCAAAGCAGGAGUGGAAGCCAUGAGCAAGUCUCUUGCAGCUGAAUGGGGUAAAUAUGGACUGCGAUUUAAUGUGAUUCAACCAGGGCCUAUAAAAACAAAAGGUGCCUUUAGUCGUCUUGACCCAAUGGGAACACUUGAGAAGGAAAUGAUUGCUAGAAUUCCUUGUGGUCGGCUAGGAACUGUGGAAGAACUUGCAAAUCUUGCUGCUUACCUUUGCAGUGAUUAUGCUUCUUGGAUUAAUGGGGCAGUCAUUAGAUUUGAUGGUGGAGAGGAAGUUUUUAUUUCAGGGGAAUUCAACAGUCUGAGAAAGGUUACCAACGAGGAGUGGGACACAAUAGAAGGACUCAUCAGGAAGACAAAAGGCUCCUAAGACCACUCUUGCCUUCAUCUCGGUUAUGAGGGAAAUGCUAUAGUUUAUGAUAUUUUGAAUUAUUUUUAAGUCUAAUAAAUUGUUAAUCAACAAAUCAGGACUGAGUGUAUAUCAUGUGCCAGGCCAGUGGUAGGUAGAUAUUGUACAUUAACAGAUAUGUAAGAUGGGAUAUUUUCCCUUCAGAAUUUUUUUUAAUAAUUAAAAAAAAGGCAAGUAAGAGAAGGCUAUGGUAGAGGAAAAAUGCUUGGAAGUGCAGUGAAAGAAACAGAUAUUAUAGCCUGGAAAAAUCAGGAGAAUCUUAAUGGUUGAAGUAGCAUUUGAGUUAUGCAUUAAACAAUGCCUGUGAUGAUGGGGCCUUAAAAAAAGAAAGUGAUGGUAUACAGUAAAUUUAAUGGACUCUGAUUUAUUGGACUCUGCCUUUCCAUUAGAUUUCCUUUUCACUGGACUUGUGAAUUAUCUUCUUUAGAUAGCUCAAUAUUAAUUCAAACAAACUUUUUCCAGGACCUAUCUUAUAGUCCGCCAUUUUAUUUGGUACUGAGGAUACAACAUGAACCAUCUACAGCCUUUGCCUUCUUGAAACAUUAUCUAGAAGGGUAGAGAGACCUAUAAAUAAUUAUUUGUGGAUGCAAUGUGAUAAAUAUUAUUCCAGCAGUGUAAAAGUAUGGAGGAGGAAAUAAUUCAUUCUGUCUCAAAAAUGCAGAGAAAAUGACACCUAGGAGAUAGCAUUCCAUCUCAGCUUUAAAAGACGACUAGAUUUCGCUAGGUAGAAACGAUGAACAAGCUUAUAAAAUAUUUUUGUGUGUCAUUUCAUUUCAUUUCAUAAGUGGUUUGACUAAUUUGUCAUCCUGAGAAUCAAAUAAUAAACCCACAGUCUCAAAUGUAUAUAGCUGUAAUUUUGAGCUUAUAUUUAAAAAAGUCUAUUUUGUUUUCAAAGGAAUUACUCGUAAACAUGAUCUCUAUAAACUGACUGUCUCCAUUGCUCAAAUUACCAAGAGAAGGAACUAACUUCCAUCUUAGCUACUCUGAAUAGAUCGGCCAAGGAAUCUAGUUUUCCUGUUUGAAUAUAUAUGCUCUAAGUCCCACAUGGAAACACUUACCACAAUUCACAGUUAAUUGUGUACACAAUUUACAUUAAAUUGUGUACAUAAAUGGGUAACAUUAUAGAUUUGGAAUAAGUGGCCUUGACAUUCUCAAUCAUACUGAGCUUUUCUUCACACUCUCACAGUGCAGGCACAUUCUGCAUUUUAUCCUUAAUACUAACCCUCAUUUUCUUCUUGUCUGCCUACAUCUUCUUUUUCAAAUUAUUAAUACCUCUUAUAGUGUAGGGGAAAAAAAGAUGCCAGUAAGUAUGUAAAUGUGCUUGUAUAAGUUUCAUUGCUUUUUAUUUUCCUCCUUAUAAAAUUCAGGAUUUUAAUAUCUGCUUCCUGGGGUUCUCAUGAGGAAUAAGGGAGGUGAAAAAGUGAAAACACUGUAAAAUGUAAAAUGCACAAAUGAAAGGUGGGCCUUUCUGUCAUUCUAUCCCUUCACUUUAAGACUUGGUUAUUAUAGAAAACUUGAGAAUUGAGUAGAAAACAUUUAAGACUAACUUCCUAAAGAUGUUUCUGUUAAUACUUUGGUAUAUUUAUUUUCAGUCUUUGGCUUUUUUAUUUAAUUUUAUACUUUAUGAAGGUAACUUGUUUAUAUAAUUUGCACAGAAAGAGCAUCACCUUAAUUCUCCGAGCUCACUUUCCAUAUAGUAGGCUUUUCAGCUUUUUUGAGUUCAUUUCUGUUUUUUUUUCCCCCAGAAUAUACUCUUUCCCUCUACUAAAUCUACCCAUAAAACCAUAUCCUUAAUUUUGGUUCAAUUAAUAUUCAGUGUUUACAUUUUUUAUAACUUUAUAUUU